AUCCUAAUUCUUAAAUCACAAAAUCAUUUCACUGUCAUUUUCCACCUAAAAUGACACCGUUUUAACCCAACACCCAUUCUCACUCCUCACGCGCCAAACCUCACCUCCUUUCUUCUUCCUCCUCCUCUUAUCCUCCAUUUAUUUAAUUAAUUUAUUAUUUUGUGAAAAUAAAAAAGCAAGUGGACUUCUCACUGUACCCAAAAGCUACUAACUUUGAGAUAGAGAGAGAGAAAAAAAAAACAGAGCACCAAAGUAUGCAAGACACAGCUGGCGGCGGAGGUGGUGGAGGAGGAAACGAGUUGACUCGGGCGAGUGGACUCGCUCGAUUCCGUUCAGCACCAGCAACAUGGUUAGAUGCACUUCUAGAAGAUGAUGAUUCGUUGAAACUUUCAGGCCCACAUAAUACCCACCAAGGUGGGCUCACCCAACUCCUCACCGCCGGAACUAAUACUUCUUCAGCUGCUGGGCCCGGCCCAAUUCCGGUGUCUCGGCCCAAUACUUCCUACAACAUCUCGCCGGCUGAUCCGGGGUUCUUUGAAGGUGGUGGGGCCCAACCGCCGGGGAAUACGGUGGCGUUUCAGAGGAUGAAUAGUUCUCCGGCGGAGUUCUUGAGUGCGAAUAUUGAUGGGUAUUUCUCGAGUUUUGGGAUUCCUUCAAACUAUGAUUUUGGUGGUAGUGGAGGUGGAGGUGGAGGAUCAUCUGUUGAUGUUUCAGGUUCUGGUAAAAGAUUGAGAGAGAAUGAUUCAGAGCAACACUCCCCUAAUUUCUCAUCUCAUAGGAGAGGGGAGCAAAGUGGGCAAUUGAGUACAGCAAGUAGCUUGGUGGAGAUGGAAAUGGAGAAGCUGUUGGAGGAUUCAGUACCUUGUAGGGUUCGGGCGAAACGGGGUUGUGCUACCCAUCCUCGUAGUAUUGCUGAGAGGGUUCGAAGGACGAGGAUUAGUGAUCGUAUAAGGAAGCUUCAAGAGCUUGUGCCCAACAUGGAUAAGCAAACAAAUACUGCAGACAUGCUAGAAGAGGCUGUGGAAUAUGUGAAGAAUCUGCAAAGGCAAAUACAGGAUCUUACAGAGCAGCAGAAGAAAUGCAAAUGUGUUGCCAAAAGCUGACUUUGAAAGAAGAUUGUUGAGCAGCUUCGUUUUUGUUAGUGUACACUAAGUUAUGAUGUCCCACCAAGGUUGCUGAUGCUAUUAUUCAUUGGUGCUCUACAUAUUUGCAAGAAAUUAAGCUCGGUGCACAGGAUUUUCCAUGUUGCAUUGUGAAACAUGUAGGAUUUGCUCAAGGAAACCGAGCCUCAUAACGAGUGUCGAAUUUCAUUGGCGAAGCCCCCCACAGUUUUUAUGGUGGAGACCCUGCUCAUGUUGUAUAAUUUGCUUGGUGAGGUUGUACUUGUUAGUAUGUUGUACACAAAGAUUCUAGCUUAGUAUUGUAGGAGCUUCAGAGAUUAUUUAAGUUUGGGGUUUUUGUCACUGUAAUGUUUGUACUGCACAUAUUUAGAAGGCGCCCAAAAUGAUUAGAUAGAAACAUUGUAAAACAUUGUCAUGAAUCGUUCGGUUAUUAUGUACCUGCAGAUAAUCUAAUAAUCUUUUGGCUUAUCAAGGCCAAUGUAAUUUACUAAAUGAUUGGUAAAGUUGUUUGAA
Molecule: messenger RNA, 1634 nt
Organism: Chenopodium quinoa (quinoa)
Lineage: Eukaryota; Viridiplantae; Streptophyta; Magnoliopsida; Caryophyllales; Amaranthaceae
Product: transcription factor bHLH81-like
Exons: 5
Coding region: 255-1103 (282 amino acids)
Biological process (GO): regulation of transcription by RNA polymerase II
Cellular component (GO): nucleus
Molecular function (GO): protein dimerization activity; DNA-binding transcription factor activity, RNA polymerase II-specific; RNA polymerase II cis-regulatory region sequence-specific DNA binding
Source: RefSeq, a predicted model, not a curated record